CGGGAGGUCCACACACAACCACCCUUCAAUGCUUUCAGAUGAUUUCCUGAACGCACCAGGAGAAGCCGUGACGAGGACAGUUAGACGUGGCCGGACCUGCGAGUCUGAAACCGUAUAAAAGACCGCGAUGGGACCUCAGGAAUCAGAACGGCAAAGCAGGAGCUCUGGGAAGGAAAACCCGUUCACGAAAGCCAACGCUCUCCACCAACGAGAAGGUCUUCACCAUGAGGCAGUCGUCCAUGUCGGUCAUCUUCGCCGCCGCGCUCAUGUUCCAGAGCUACGAGCUGUCGGGCGCUUUACCCAUGAGCAAGGGCGACGACGCCUCGCUGGAGCAGGACGUGUUCGCGUCGCUGCUGAGCGACAAGGCGCUGGACAGCGGCCUCGGCGACGCAGACCUGGGCACGGACGGGAAGACGAGCGGCCAGAGGGUCAUCGUCAUCGCCACCCCGAGCCUGUGGAGAGACCUGCGGGCGCUGAGCGCCGGCGUUCCGCUCUACAAGCGCAGAGCCGACUUCAGCAGCCAGCUGAGCGAGCACAGCGACGCCAGCCAGGACCUGAACCUCCCCAUCCCCGUCCAGAGGAGGGACAACAUGAGGUGCAUGGUGGGACGGGUGUACCGGCCGUGCUGGGAAGUCUAGGACACUUCACACUUCACACGACUCACACUGAGUUGUAACGUCAUCAUCUGAAAUCCUGUGUAUCUAUAUUUAAAUUAUUGCAGAAAAUUAAACUUCUGUGUUCUGCGUGA
Messenger RNA from Solea senegalensis (Senegalese sole), 748 nucleotides. RefSeq names its product pro-melanin-concentrating hormone, like (gene pmchl). The transcript has a single exon. Gene Ontology annotation, biological process: behavior; chemical synaptic transmission. Lineage: Eukaryota; Metazoa; Chordata; Actinopteri; Pleuronectiformes; Soleidae. Bases 225 to 638 code for a protein of 137 amino acids. Gene Ontology annotation, molecular function: type 1 melanin-concentrating hormone receptor binding; melanin-concentrating hormone activity. The record is from RefSeq and is a predicted model, not a curated record.